Molecule: messenger RNA, 6562 nt
Organism: Dendronephthya gigantea
Lineage: Eukaryota; Metazoa; Cnidaria; Anthozoa; Malacalcyonacea; Nephtheidae
Exons: 15
Coding region: 48-6533 (2161 amino acids)
Source: RefSeq, a predicted model, not a curated record
UAUUCUUCCUGCUGUGAGACGACCCGAUGGACCCCUGACAUAGUGUCAUGUUUUCCACGCAACUGUGGUUAAGACUUUUGCCCAUCAUUGGUUUGAUCCAAUGUCCUGUCAGUGUGAGCUCGCAAUAUUACGAGAUGAAUUAUCUUGCAGCCCCAGUGAGUUACCAAGAUGCGAACACCCCAAGAUAUGAUCAUGAAGUAACAGAAUAUGACACCGUCGAUGAAAAACUCCAAACGUGGAGAGAGGAAGAUCUCGUUAUACACCAGUCACAACCACAAGAGCUCACAAAACCGGGUAACGAUGGACGAAAGCUUUCACCAAUAUCAACCAACGCUCGAUCCGUUAUUCCGGACCAAAGCGAGUUGGAUGAAGUGGAUGAAGAUGCGUUAGAGAGGGGACAUGAGCAGUUUAUUGUGGAUAAAGAUGACGAGACACUUACUGAAGUAAUCCAGGAUGAUAAAGUUCCCGACACAAUCCCUUUCGUGACAGUAACGGUUCCUCCCGUAGACAAUACAAAGUCUGGUAGAAAUUCCAGCCAACUUGAAAGUUCCAAGAAUACUUCAUCGCAGAUAACGCAGAGUUUGCCAACGGGAAACAGGACUUCUUUAAUGCCGAGUCAUUUUGGCGAUACAAAUGGGACGAGAUAUGACAACAACAAGAACUCGUUGAAUCAAGACAAUUCAAACGUGAAUUCCACACUAAGUAACAACCCUUUGGUUAACAAAAAUCACAGCACUCGUGAAAAUAAAACAGUCCAAGACUCAAACAAAAAGAAAAUAUGUUCAAAGUUAAAAAAACGAAAACAUGGUAAAAAAGAACAAAUAAAUUUAAAUGGCACGGUCAACAAUGUAAUUACGGCGAACUAUUCAACAAUGGUCGUCAAAGUUAGCAAUAAUAUUACUCAAUUUUCAGUUGGUAGAAAUGCAGUAGCUCAAAAUAUUUCCGAAAUGAAGAAUCCUGAAAACAAAAGCGCCAACAAUGCGGACGCUAUAUAUACGUCAAGUAUUGCACAAAUUAAAACAGAGCAAGGUCGCAAAAACAACAUUGCUGGUCAAAUGGCAGGCACGAAGACCUCUGAUGCAGGCAAGGAUGGUGGUCUAUUCUACGCAAAUGCAACCAAUGGCUUACGUUCUUCGAAUAAUAACACUUCGGUGAUGAAUAAUUCGUUGCCGGUUUUGGAUGGUACAGCUUCUGAGACGAAGCCAAAUGCAACUGUAGGACUGGAUAAAAAACCAAAUGCUAUCAUCGUGUCAAGACAAAAUGCGAUGCAAAAUACCAGCCUGAAUAACAGAAAUAGCUCACAAAUCCUUCCUUCAACGAACGUUCGUCGUGCGAAUAUCAAUCGUAAAAUAUCGACGCAGUCAACUUCUCAAAGAUCCUCUAAACCAUCACAGAAGCUACGGUCCUUCCUGACAGCGGUCAAGGAGAUGUUUAACAAACCGGAAACCGCGCACGAUAUCCUGUCGUGGGAGGCAUGGGGACCAUGUUCCAGAACCUGUGGAGUUGGCGCGUUCAGAACUCGACAGAGAAAGUGCGAGGGACUGGUAGCAAGGGAUUUUGAUGUUGCAUGCCCAGAGCCAAGAAGACAAAAUCAGAAAUGUCCUGUUGUCCCAUGUUCUUCAAAAUCUCAUCAAAAAACUUCAAAGCAGUUUGCAAAAACAAAACAAGUGAAGACCAACCACCAGCAACGAACCAACACAAACAAUGACAAGGGAAAUGUCGAGGAAAUAUUUGGAAAACACAAGGAUAGCCCCAGAAUUGGUACCGAGGAGGAUGUAAACCAAGUGACUGGUGACGAGGCGCUAGCGGAAAGCGACGAAAGUUCCACGGAAGAUGACGAUGAUCGCCCUGAAGGUUACGACGAAACUUCAGAAUACACGAGCAACGGAGCUAGCGUCCAAACAGCCAGUCAAAAACGCUACCUUUAUACUGUAUGGGGGGCCUGGUCUGAGUGCACACGAACGUGCGGUCAGCGGGCAUACGCCUUUAGGAAACGUUAUUGUAUAAACGCUGUCACGGGCGAGAUCAAACGGCAUUGUCAGAGACCAACCAUCUUGGCCAAGAAGUGUGCACUUACACCAUGUCCAGUUGAUGGUGGCCUGUCUGACUGGUCUAAAUGGUCAACCUGCUCUGGAAAAUGUGGUAUCAUGGAAAGACAUCGCAGCUGUACAAGACCAAAACCAGCUUAUGGCGGUCGAGAAUGCUUCAAACUGCCCGUUCAGAUGCGUUUGUGUGGAACUUGCACAGAAGACAAAGUUACGGCGGUUAAAAAUCUGGCCUCGUAUUCUCCUAAAGUUCUUUGCGGUUUUGACCCGUGUCAACGAGUUGGAUGCCUGGAAGACAAAGGCGCCAUUUGUGUGACUGAUUUUGAUUGCAAUCCAAACUUCUUCAACGAUGAAGGUCACGUUUUAAAAGCUUGCAGAGAUUCGAAUCAGUUGUUUCUUCGACCUCUUGCUCAAAAGAAAUGCUCGUUUAAUCCCUGCUCUUUUGCAAAAUGUGAUGUGGAUGGCGUCAAAUGCUUGGUUGAUACAAAAUGUCGACCGUUCUUUGUUAACGGGCUGGGCAAGAGAGUCACGUGCAGAGGCUCAAACGUGCUACGAAUAUCGUCAGAUUUGAUCUGUGGUUUCAAUCCUUGCAAAAUCACAACGUGUACUGUGGAUCCUGAGGCCAAAUGUAUCACAGAUUAUCGCUGUAAUCCCAUCUUCAUCAAUAAAGCGGGACAAAGAAUAUCUGGUUGCACAGAAGAUGAAGUGGAAGCAGCCGAGUCUCUUUCAACCGGAACGCCAUCAGCAGCUCCACAGAGUACUGAAAAUCCUUCAGCCAGAGACACCACACCGCUGCAGAAACUCAACCAUCGCCAUGAACCUCACAAAGCACAGAAAUAUCGAUACGAGGCUUCCGUGAAAAAAACGAUAGAAAGCAAUAUAGAUGAAGCCAAGAAGAAACUCGAUGAUAUCACAAAGCUUGAGACCAUUCUUGCUCGACGGUUGAAUGACAGUUCAGUUUCUUACGGAAAUUCAACAAAUUCUGUGGAAGAACUUCCUGGUGAAUUGAGCGCCUCUUCUGAACUUCAUGCAAAGGAAAAUGCACUGGAUAUAAAAUUCUUAGAGAGUGUAUUACAAAGUCGAUUAGAUCCGAACGGUACGCUAUAUUCUGAGAAUACAACAUCCACCGGGGAGAAUUUGCAGGAGAUGAGAAACGAUAGUUCAGAUAACGAACACGAACACAACAAAGAGAACAACAUCGCGGCAUUUAAUCUGGGCUCAGGCGAUGAAACAACACCAGAUAAUACACUCACACUGAAAACUGUCCACGAAAACAACAGCGAGACCACAGAAAUCGUCGAUAGCCCUUCGACGGAGAGUGAGUCGUUAAACACUGACGUUUUGGACCAACCUGUGACAUAUACGGAUAAAGUUUCUGUGGACACGAGGGAGAAGCCGCUCGAAGUCAAAACCUCGCCAGAUAUUGCCAUGGAAGCGGAUUCAAACUCGAAACUUGGUUUGGGAACAGAAGAGAAAGACAAGGAGACAAUUUCGCAACGAAAAAAAGAGAGACAAUUGGCCGAUGUUGAUCGAUACAUAUUGGACGAGUUGUAUAGAAAGAAGAUGAUGGAAGACGCGGGCACGAAGCCCCUUGGAUCAUCGGGUGGUGCUCGACCUGAAGGUAAAACUGAUCUUGUUGCGAAUGAGACUACUGGACUUGCGAGUGAAUAUAACACUAAAAAUCAGGCUUCCAGUGACAACAUGGUGAAUACUGAUUACAAUACUGACAGUUACGCUCGCAAUAGUGGAAAUAACAAUGAUCUCAGCAACGUAAGCAACGUAAACAACAACAUUGGCCUUAUUGCAAACAAUUCUAGCGACAGCAAUAACAACAACAACAGUUACAACAACAAUGAUGCUGCUGUUAAUAGCAACAUUAGUGUCCAUGGGAACGACAACAAUUUCGAAAACAAUGCAGUUGUUCCUAAACAAGCUAAUGAUACUUUGCCUUCGAUUGUUAGCGUUAAUAACCACAUCCAAUCAACGACAACAACACCAGCAGCAGCAGCAGCAACGAACAACAACAACAAUAAUAUAAACAGCAAUAAUAACGACUUGCCAAGUGUCGAACUUAACAAGAACAGCAACAACAGCUUCAACAUUUACAAAAACUCGAAUCCCAAUCACAAUAACGAAAACUAUCCUCUCAAUACCAAAAUAAAGCCUGAACAUUUGAUAACUCCCCCGGCCAUUGAGCAUAAAAUAUUUAAAAGCAAUCCUUCGCAAAACACUACACUGCACUACAACUUACUCCCGGCCAAAAUGCGAUUCAUUAAAAAGCUAAACAAAGCCGCCCCAUUGGGAACUAAAGAAACAACUCAAGAUAAUUCACAUCUCUCCAAAAUUUUGUCCGAUAAAAAGCACAGUAAAACUGAAAAGGACGUAUCUCUGGACACAUUGUGGGAUAACUAUUUAGCUGACAAUGAAUUGCUGCACGGAGGCGCUGUGCUUUUUGAUGCGGCAGGUAAAAUUACGAAUGGUAAAACUACGUUUGAACACAGUAAAUCGGAUGGUUAUCAUUCUAGUACUCAUCUCGAAAAACCUGGGAAAGUGAAGUUAGUUAAUGGUGGUAGUAUCACGCCGGGGCAUAAAGUGGUCAACACUUUGUUACACACCAGCAAACCUGGAAGACAAGACGAACAUAUUCCUGUUUUGCAUUCAAGCGAUCCUGACCUUGUGAUAUCACCCUACGAUGAAGAUGUUGCCAGCAAUGCAUUGGCAAAAGAACAAGACGAGAAUCCUGAAGGUAUUCCAUCAAAUGCUGAAUUGAAUAAAAUUUUAGACUCGGCCUACGCCACCAAGCUUAUUGACGGUAACCACGGAUCCAGCACGCUACCACAGAAAACACAAAAUCAACCUGCGGACUACGCCGUUCCCCAACAGCUUUCGUCGGCCCAACCAGAUAAGCCAUUCAAUACGUUGUCUAGUAAACCAGAUAAUCGAGUUACAGACGGCGCAGCUCAAAACAACUUCAUGAAUAAACUGAUUUUGAAAGCUGUUCAAAAAGAAAUAUCUAAACUGAAAAUUGAUGGCAUAUUAAAGGAUGCAUUAUUUAACACAAAACCCUCACAGGAAAAGCAGUCAGACAAGGCGACUUCACCAGAAAAACAGCGCAAGCAAGAACAUAAAAUCGGAGUAGCAGAGAACGCCGCAGGAUAUCUGGGAUAUAACAAGGAUAAUCCUGGGCACGUAGGGUCGACUGAAACACCAUAUUUAUCAUCUCAGAAACAAGGUCGACAUGAUACGUGGAUAAGUAAGAAUCUGAGGGUGAAUCAUGUGGAAAAUGGGGCAUUUGCUAAGCAAGAAAGGCAGGAUAAGACUGGACAUUUAGGGAUAAACAAAAGGCCAAAUGGUAUAUUUGUUUUGAAAGCUAAGCCGUACAAGGCGAAAGAUUUUGAGGGAACCAUGGAGGAUAAUAACCAGGUAUACCCACCAAAGUCCAAAGCGAUCCCCACAACUGUGCCAAUAUUUCAAGAAGAAAACGGGGGUGAUAUCAUGGCGACCUAUCAACCGGGGGGUGCAACUGAAAAUUCCAAUAGCGACGAGGAAGAAAAUGACCGCGAAACAAUGCGUGAACUGGAUGAUUACCUGGAAAAUGACGACCUGGAAAAAACCACCGCGAAACCCGAGUACACCACAAAUACCCCUGAGGAGAGCGACGUUGGUUCUCAGUGGAAGGACGAGGAUUAUAGUAGUCCUACGGGGCAAGAAAGGAUAGAUGGGGUGAAUAAUGGACAUGGCAGGGAGCCUGAAUACAAGGAAUCGUAUUCGCCAUCGUUAUUGAACGAAAUAAAGGAACUCGGACUUCAUGAGUAUUAUAUUAAAGAUGGCUUCCAAACUCCCAAACAUAAAGGGAUCGAUAAUGCGCAGGUUCGUCAGAUAGUAAAAUCCCAUCACCGUAGAGUAAACGAAUACGGCGAUAAUCAGUACGACAGACAUAGGUAUCGUCCUCUGCGGUAUGGAAAAAAAUUCCACUUGGCACAGGUCAAAAUGAUCCCUGGUGAAAACACCCAUGGCGCUUUCAGACAACAUAAUUCAGGUGGUGAUGAAAUCGAACGAGUACCGAGCAGUUACCGAGAGGAGGACGUCGUUGCACGAUCCCAUACUUCUCCCAAAUAUCCAAAGAAAGGAAAGAGUCCCGUGAGAACACUGAGCAAUUUCUUUAACAAAUUACGUAAUUAUUAUGAACAAGCACACACGGGGGAAAUCGCAAACGUUUUGAAAAAUGAUCAUCAAAACGCUGACCUUGAGAACGCGGUUAUCCUGACCGCAAAGGAUGAUGGAGAUCAAAGGAAUUAUGCUCAAGAUUCAACGAACUCUAUCGUCGAUCCAAAGAAGAGAAGAUUCUCUCACGGUGAUAAUUUGAUGGAAAAUAAUGUUUUAUUUGAUGAAAACAAUAUUUCGAAUGGAAGAGACAGUGAUCUGAUGGUUUUCAGGGCCACAGAUGAGAAUGAUAGGGACUAUAGACGAAACUUAGGAAUACGAUAACAUCCUUUAAGUAGAAAAAACCUGUAUGA